GACGCCCCGCCCCCGCGCGGCGCUGCGGAACCGGAGCUCCGGGCGGCGUCGGCAGCAGCGCGGGAGGCGGCGAGGCCGGGGCGCAGGAGCCGGCGCGGCGACCGCAGAGAGAGCGUCGGGGACAGAGCAGACCACGACGAAGGCGCACAGGCAGUCGGGCCGGGCCGGGCCACGGGGAGAGCGGCCGCCGGGAAGCGGGCGGGAAGCGGGCAGCCGCCGAGCCGCGAAGCGACAUGGUGCUGCUCAAAGAGUAUCGAGUCAUCCUGCCGGUGUCUGUAGAUGAGUAUCAAGUAGGACAGCUGUAUUCUGUGGCUGAAGCCAGCAAAAAUGAAACGGGUGGUGGUGAAGGCGUGGAGGUCCUGGUGAAUGAACCCUACGAGAAGGAUGGUGAGAAAGGCCAGUACACACACAAGAUCUACCACUUACAGAGCAAAGUGCCCACGUUUGUUAGAAUGCUGGCCCCAGAGGGAGCCCUGAAUAUACAUGAAAAAGCAUGGAAUGCCUACCCUUAUUGCAGAACUGUUAUUACAAAUGAGUACAUGAAAGAAGACUUUCUGAUUAAAAUUGAAACCUGGCACAAACCAGAUCUUGGCACCCAGGAGAAUGUGCAUAAACUGGAGCCUGAGGCAUGGAAACAUGUGGAAGCCAUAUAUGUAGACAUUGCAGAUCGAAGCCAAGUACUUAGCAAGGAUUACAAGGCAGAAGAAGACCCUGCAAAAUUUAAAUCUAUCAAAACAGGCCGAGGACCCUUGGGCCCCAAUUGGAAGCAAGAACUUGUAAAUCAGAAAGACUGCCCAUACAUGUGUGCAUAUAAACUGGUUACUGUCAAGUUCAAGUGGUGGGGCCUGCAGAACAAAGUGGAAAACUUUAUACAUAAGCAAGAGAGGCGUCUGUUUACAAACUUCCACAGGCAGCUGUUCUGUUGGCUCGAUAAGUGGGUUGACCUGACUAUGGAUGACAUUCGAAGGAUGGAAGAAGAAACAAAGAGACAGCUGGAUGAGAUGAGACAAAAGGACCCAGUGAAAGGAAUGACAGCGGAUGACUAAAGCCACCCCCCCUUCUGCACUUUUUGCAAGACAGUGGUCAACAGGAAGGCCCAGCAGCUCCACCCUCCUGAGUGACAGGCCAUCUUCGGACGCAGCCUUUCUGUGCCCAUUCUUCAGGCAACUUUUGAUCCCUUACUGUAGCUAAUUCUAGAUGCCCUUUAAUAUUGUGAACAAAUAGACCGUCUGGUAUUAUGAAGCCCGUGUGUGCAGGAGCCUGCUCCUCUGAGAUAUGUGGCAUAUAGGUUGCUGUAUUUACAGCUCCUCCCUCUCCAACCAUUGUGUUCUCAACUCAUUUCUGUGUGCCCCACCUCUUUAUUUCCAAGUGACAUUUUAGUCUUUCAAAAUAGCUGCCUUUUUUGUGAUGUGGUGAUUUAAAUGAUUUAAGUUUGUUUUCAACCCUGGGAUAAAUUGAGGUAUUCUGAUUCCUGGGCAAAUCUUUGCAAUUUUGAGUGCUCACCUGGGGAAAGGGGAUGAGUUAGAAAUACAGAAUUUCCCCUACCCCCAGUUCCUCAGAACAGCAAUGUGGCUUCAUAACUCUGACCACUGUUCCCAAUAACCCAUUGAGUGCUCUAAGCACCAACUACUCUGUUUUGAAAAUUUAACAAAUACACAUAACCUCUACCCUAGGCAUUAGAUCUCUGGUCACUAGUCUUAGAAACACCUAUGGCUUCUCUGCCCUCCUUUUGCCCACUCUGUCCGCAUCUCUGCAGAGCCCAUAAUAUGCCCAGGUCAGUUCUCCACCUGGAGGGACUUGUCCAGUAUGGCCCUUAGAAUUGAGUCUGCCCCACAUAUACUAAUUAAUUGCCCCCUUGAGGAGCUCUAUAUGUCCAUGCUCCUCUUCCUGUUUGGGCUGGUGCUGUCACUCAGCAAUAAUCCUCUUUUCUCUGUGCUUUCUUAGAUUCCUGUCCUCUGUCUUUGAGGCUGGUGAGGACACAGAGUCCUGAUCUUUUCAUGCUGCACAAAACGAGCAUGCAAAAAGCUUCUUCCCAGCAGAACAUGUUCCCUCUUGUCUCCAGUUGCUAGAAAGGAUUUGAGGACCAAGAACUCAGCUCGUCCUGUCCCCAUGCUGAGUUCUGUCCUGGACAAUCAAAAGCAACUAGUGACUGUAGUAUAGAACUCUACCAAAGUAGGCUGGUGAGAAAGUGCAGGCUCCCUGGGAAUAGAAGCUGCUGAGUGCUUCAGAGUUCCCUACAACUUGGAAGAACCUGAAUAUGCCUUCCCAGUGGGCGAAUCAGAUAGCUGUGGUGUUACCUGACAUUUCCCAAACCUUGUGUAUGUUGGCUGAGUGUGCAGUGAUCCUAGCUCAUGCUAGCCUGGGUGCAGCUGCUAAUGAGACGAAAUCUCUGUUGGGGGAGCAAGAAGUAGGAUGAGAUAAUUUGUCCUCAUGCUUUCAUCAGUUUGUUUUGCCUUACUCACUUUUAAGUGGAAUAAGGGAGUGUCUCAGGAUUGCACCUGUGACAUCCUGAAGGAUGCUCCCCGGUGGCCCUCCUGGGGCAAGGAUGGACAGACUCAGACCCCUCAGCAUGCUUAGCUCACACCUUCUUUGGGAACUGGGGAUGUCCUUUUACACCUCCCUUUUAGUCUCACUUUGUGGGGUCUACAGUAACAAUGGAUCUGGUGCAGUUCAGUUGGUUAUUAACAUCUUAACUGGCCACAUUUAUUUGACUGGGAAAGUUGAAGAGGCAUUCCUCCUGGAGAAAAAUAUAAAUGUUUUCCUACAAGCUGUAUUAGCUAUAAUUAUAUUUGUGCUUAAAGCUCUCCCUUCUUCAUUCAUCGACUAAGUGAAGUCCAGAUAUGGGUUAUCCUUGGAGAAACAACUGGUGAUAUUCUAAGCAGACAGUUGUUUAGGUGGUUUAAGGGUCAGAUGUUAGUCUCCUUCCUUCAGGUCGUCUCUGAGAUUCACACAUAUCACUCUAGCUCUGAUGGCGGCUCACUCUUUGUCUGCCUGUUCUGUCUCUCCCACUUCCACCUGUUUCCCCAGUUUGAAAGCAUCCACAUGAGCUGAGCUAGAAUUUGGAUCUGGGGCUUCAGCCCACAUAAACAUAAGGAGGGAUGUCCCUGGUCUACUCCAUCCCCAUGGAUAGUGUUGCUGCUGGGCAACAGUGUUGGUGUCUUUUAAGUAUCCCCCUCCCCUCUUCACCCCACUCCAAACCAACUAACACUCAGAGGGGCUUAUGGUGAAAGGUUCAGCUCCAAGGUAGUACCUGAGGAUGUACGAUGCCCCUUCAGACCACUGCUUCCAUUAGAUUUCCAGAGUCACAAUCCCAGCUGGAAGUAGCCAUGCUUCUGUAGGAGGGGUGCUGAGCUCCAGCCUUCUCAUGGGAGAGAGGUCAAGGACAGGGUCAGUAUUGUGGGCACGUGUAUAUCUUCCCAAGUUCUCUUACAGUCCCUGCUGGGACUCCCUGACUUAUUUUGGUUGGUUCUUAGUGCUACUUCUUUUACAAAAUACACUUUGUAGAAUUGA
Molecule: messenger RNA, 3510 nt
Organism: Pteropus alecto (black flying fox)
Lineage: Eukaryota; Metazoa; Chordata; Mammalia; Chiroptera; Pteropodidae
Gene: PITPNA
Product: phosphatidylinositol transfer protein alpha
Exons: 12
Coding region: 234-1046 (270 amino acids)
Biological process (GO): phospholipid transport
Cellular component (GO): cytoplasm
Molecular function (GO): phosphatidylinositol transfer activity; phosphatidylcholine intramembrane carrier activity; phosphatidylcholine binding
Source: RefSeq, a predicted model, not a curated record